AUGGCACCUCCGCCGUCGAGUGAGGCCAGAAUCACGGAGGCCAAAAAGCUGGCCAAAACCGAUCCAGCCCAAGCAGAGAGCAUCUACAAAGAGGUUCUGGCACAGUCACCAGGUUCCAACCAGGCCGCUUUGCAGAGUUACGAGAACGCCCUUGUCGGCUUGGGAGAACUCUAUAAGGAUACCAAGCGCUUAGACGAUCUCGCAGAGCUGGUGAAGACCAGCAGGUCCACAUUGUCUUCCUUUGCUAAAGCGAAGACGGCCAAACUUGUUCGGCAAUUACUUGACUUCCUCGCAGAGAUCCCCAACUCUCUAGAGACUCAAAUCGCGACCACCAAAUCAUGUAUCGACUGGGCGAAUGCGGAAAAGCGAUCCUUCCUCCGUCAGAACCUCGAAACGAGACUUGUCGGACUCUACAUGCAAAAGCAGGCGUAUUACGACGCCCUCACACUGAUCAAUGGUCUGUUGCGGGAGCUCAAACGGCUCGAUGAUAAGCUUGUUCUUGUAGAGGUGCAAUUGCUGGAAUCCCGCGUCUACCAUGCUCUCACCAAUCAAGCCAAAGCCAGAGCUGCACUGACUUCAGCAAGAACAUCUGCUGCGUCGGUUUACACCCCACCACUUCUGCAAGCAGGACUGGAUAUGCAGAGUGGCAUGCUGCACGCCGAGGACAAAGACUUCAACACCGCAUUUUCGUAUUUCAUCGAGGCGCUGGAAGGAUAUCAUGCUCAGGACGAUACCGCUCGAGCCACGUCGGCAUUGCAGUACAUGUUGCUUUGCAAGAUCAUGUUGAAUCUGGUAGACGACGUUAACUCUAUACUGGCUUCGAAGCAGGCGCAGAAGUAUGCUGGGACGAGCUUGGAGGCUAUGAAAGCCGUUGCCAAAGCCCAUGCCAACCGAUCCCUUGAGGAAUACGAGCAAGCUUUGUCGAAUUAUCGCUACGAGUUGGGCAGCGACGUGUUUAUUCGAAACCAUCUGCGACGGUUGUAUGAUGCAAUGUUGGAGCAGAAUCUGAUCAAGGUCAUUGAGCCAUUCAGUCGGGUGGAAAUUGACCACAUCGCAAAGAUGGUUGGUCUGGACACACAGCAGGUUGAAAGAAAACUGUCUCAAAUGAUUCUGGACAAGGUCAUUAUUGGUGUGCUAGAUCAGGGCGAAGGAUGUCUGAUUGUCUACGAAGAGGUCGACAGAGAUACUGGCUACGAUGCUGCGUUGGCGACGAUCGAGAAGCUCAGCAAUGUGGUUGAUGUGCUCUACACCAACCAGGCGGCUUUGUUAGAAUAG
Molecule: messenger RNA, 1275 nt
Organism: Capronia coronata CBS 617.96
Lineage: Eukaryota; Fungi; Ascomycota; Eurotiomycetes; Chaetothyriales; Herpotrichiellaceae
Product: 26S proteasome regulatory subunit N6
Exons: 2
Coding region: 1-1275 (424 amino acids)
Biological process (GO): ubiquitin-dependent protein catabolic process
Cellular component (GO): proteasome regulatory particle, lid subcomplex
Molecular function (GO): structural molecule activity
Source: RefSeq, a predicted model, not a curated record